Capronia coronata CBS 617.96 is the source of this 5892-nucleotide messenger RNA. Its product is annotated as phosphatidylinositol 4-kinase. Lineage: Eukaryota; Fungi; Ascomycota; Eurotiomycetes; Chaetothyriales; Herpotrichiellaceae. Gene Ontology annotation, cellular component: cytoplasm; plasma membrane. The coding region runs from base 1 to 5892 and encodes 1963 amino acids. The transcript is spliced from 2 exons. Gene Ontology annotation, biological process: phosphatidylinositol phosphate biosynthetic process; phosphatidylinositol-mediated signaling. Gene Ontology annotation, molecular function: 1-phosphatidylinositol 4-kinase activity. The record is from RefSeq and is a predicted model, not a curated record.
AUGGACAUCGGCCAUGGGGGCCUGCGCCGACAGGCCUUCUCGAAGCUUGCAACGCUCUCGACUCAUCGAUCUCCUACCAAAGAAGCGGACUUCCGACGCCUGACCUCGUCCAUCGCUCCCGCGCGGCCUCAAGCGAAUGGUGUCCUCGAUGGUGUCUUUCGUGCCAUCGCGCCCACGUCUCGGACGCCCAUGAGUCUUCGGGAGCUCGAUGUCCUGCUGGCUCUCUGCGCCAGUGCACACGAAUUGCACGACCUCUCCCAAGCGGAGCGCCUUGUCAAGCAGUUGGCAGAGUAUCUACCCGAGGCGCACUCACAGUUGUUCGCGUCAUCACCAUUUGUCCACGAGAUUCGCCCUGCGCCAUGGACUGCUCUGACGUUCCAGCUUACCAAAGCCCUCCUCGUGCUGGGACUCAGAUUUCGUCCCCUGAAAGAGACCAUCUCAUACAGUAUCAAAUCAUACCUCCACAACUGGGCCCAGUCGGCUGCUGCAGUCGCAUCCAUCGGAGUACGGGACCAAGAUGAAGAGGACGAAUUUGAGGCUCAGGAGACCACCGCCAUCACCGUAUCGCUGGUCGGCUUCUUGGACGCCGCGGCAUCACACGAGAACUUCUGGUCAUCUUACGAACGGCUGGAGCUGAUCCGCACUUUGAAGGGGUCCCUCUCAGAGGAUUUCUUGAUCGCCAUUGAGACCGCAUCUUCUGCAAUUCGGCACUCUACAUCAUUCGAUCCUAGUAGCAGAGACUGGAAGAAGUAUCUCAAACGGUUCGCCGCUCAGGGGAUUCCGGUAGGAGCAAUGAUGUUGCAAAAGGGAUUCAUGAAGCUCGUUCUCGCAUGUACUGCCAGAAUGAUCUGCGACGAGCACACAGUGCAAUGCGGAGACAUACUUGACCAAUUCAUUGCUGGCACCCACAUGAAGACCGCCAGAGACGACAGUAUCACCGAAGACAUGAUUGAGUAUCUGACCAAAAUCAGUAGUGAUCAGAUCCGUACAUUGGAGGACGGCUCAGAUUAUCUGCAGCUGGGUUCUGCCUGGCAACAACGGCUCGCAUUUUCCGUCAAGGCAUACGCCUUGGAGGCUUUCUUGCAUUGCAUGGUUCUCGAUGACGAUAUUGCUGAUCCGGAUGACCUCUUUGGCUGGCUGGAGGAUUCCAUUGCCAAUCAGGUUCAGAUGGCUGACGUUGAGCUGGCCGACGUGGUCUUGAAGAGUCUGGCGGUUGUGGCAAAGCACAUGCCGGAAGGGGUGUCUAACUUUGCUCGCAUUCUGUUACGCUUCAUCGUGCAGGGCACAUCAGCUCCCUCUGCUGUGACAAUGGCCGCACAAAGCCUGUCUCACGUACUGCGGAUGUUGUCGCAGGAUGCCAUUAUUACCACGAUCUAUUCACUUGGCAAUGUCCUCAGCUCACAGACAGGGGCGGAAAAGGUACAUCAUCCAUUUGGUAUUUCAGAGUUCAACGGUCAUCAUGGGUCGAUGUCCUCCGUCUCGAAACUGCGGACGGGGAGUGUCAUCUCUCUAUCGUUGAGUGGGGAGGAAGAGACCUCGUUAGUCUGUGGCAAUGUUGCACAUGCUAUAGUGGUCAUAGCCACCGAAUGCAAGGACAGCAAGAUCUUGGCUCUUGUGCAGACCAUGAUGUUGCAGAAGGUUGGAAGGAUCAGCCUGCUGGUCGAUGCUCGGAUCAUCGAAGGGGCUGCCAAACUUGCUGUGCAUGGCAAAGAGAACGAGCUGAAGGCAUUGCUAAGACUCUACGCCCGCUUGCACCAGGAGGCUGUGGCCCAUGACAACAUGGUCAUCUUUGAAGCCGUCCGCAAGGCUGAGGAAUAUCUGGCCAUGAACUUGGACAAUCAGUCCCCUUUGUUCAAGAUCUACGCGAUGCAACUACUAGAAAGAAUCCUUAGCAAAGGGGAUGUUGUGGAAGGUGAGUUCAAGCAAUCGGCCGAAGUCGAACAAGCGGCCAAAGAGAUCGCUCCUCUUCUUAAACCCCUGUCGAUACUGGCCACUCGAAAGCCGGCUUUGACUCUCGAAGACACCGUGGCGGAGGAUGCCGAUAUCUUGUCCAUGGCCCGGGAAAUCUGGUAUAAUGUUGCUGUUCAUGGAAUCACCCUACAGUCGCGCAUUGGACAACAGUAUUAUCACGAACUCCGCUUGUUGGCUGUCAACUCUUUGCCACUUGUCGACGAGGACCGUGCCGAACUUCUGGAGUCUGACGUUGAGCUGAACACGGUGCUUCGAAGGGGAAUGAGUCCGCAGCACACGGCCGAGCAGAGAAAGAACCUAAUCGCCGUGAUACCGGACAGAGAACCUGACGUGCGCCAACUGAGCUAUCAGAAAGUCGUCUUCCUGAAUGCAGUGUUCUUAGUGGAGAGUCUGCGCGCGGCGUCUGGCAGCUGUGCCGAAAUCCUUGACUACUUCCAAGAUCCCACAACGCAGACAAGCCAUAUGGGUUCUUGCAUGAGCUCAGUCGCGAGCGAGGUUGUCAAAAGAUAUACCCAGAAAGUGGUCGUCGCAAAGGAAGUCGAAUUCAGUGCACCAUAUGUGUCCCGACAGCUUGCCCGGGUUUUCAGUGGUUGUUGUCACAGGAGUAGCAAAAUGCAAGAAGUCGCCAGAGCAACAGCCAACCAUCUCGUCACAUUCGCCCCUUCGGCGUUAUGUCAGAAGUCGGCUCUGUUCGCCCUGCUUGAACUGUUGUCUCUUAUGUGGUCGAGCUGUCUCGACGCCGAAGUGGCCGAGUACGAGUGGCGUCCAAUGCUUACUUCCACGCGAGGGAAGGUCACUAUCGAACUCUCCGAUGACUAUGCCUUUCGCAAACGUACUUUGAACAGCCUCCACAGCGAUGCCAGGAAGUGGGUUAUGACGCUGAUGAACGUUGCUCCACUGGAUGUUAAAGGUCUUCUACAAACUUAUCUCUCCCAGUUUGACGAUACCGGCUCCUAUGGCCACGCCUCACUGGGUCGAUCGUUUGCUCUAGAGAUGGGGUCUGUGAUACCCUCGCUGGAUCACCGGUUGGCUGCACUUGACAGGCAACGAGAAGCAGUUGACAUCAAUAUGGCCUCGGACUUCAUGGCUCAGUAUACCACCCGGCAGGAGUAUCGGUUCGCCGGUAUUCCUGAACACCAACGAGGGAAUGCUCACCUGGACAAGUCCACUGGGCGCAGAUCAUCCUUCGGUCGGACAACCAUUGACAGUCGGGCGAUGUUGCUCGAUGCUCUUGUGAAUCUCCAUGAGAGGAUUUGCCAGCGCACGACAGUUCCGCUUUCCGAGGUUAAGGAUCUUCUUCGCAACGCAGCAGCUCUUCUGUGCCAGAGCAAGAAGUCGCAGACAGCCAUUGUCUAUCAUUUAGUGCACAUACCUUGUGAUAUUUUCACCAAGGAGUCAGUGAAACUCGGCAUUUCUCUGUGGCUAGGAGUCAUCCAUGAGAACCCUAGAAUGGAACCCAGGAUACUGACGGAAAUCGCGCAAGCCUGGGAAAAGACCAUUGAUCGCAAGCAAGGGAUUUUCAGUCCUACGUUUCGACACGCGGAUCCGUUCUAUGUGAAGGAGGAGUUUGCCCCAUCCGACCGGGCUGCCCUUCUGAAGCAGGCACAAGCCGCUCACAACACCAUCUCCCCACAUUUCAGGUUGGUUCAGUUCUUCGAAAGUCACGUCAAUGCCAUCCGACUCGGAAGUGCCAACACUCAGCGGACGUUUAUACGAUUGUUCGAGCGCACUUUGCGUGGCUUCACUCAAAUCAAAGGGCAUCCGCUGCUCCGAGAGAUCCAGUUCCAGGUCGUUUGUGCUGCGCUCCGAGUUUUGCAAUUCAGCACAUGCAUCAACAAACUCACCAUGUGGAAACUGAAGGAUUUGAUCCUUUCUGUUGGCCUUCAGUGGUUCGCAAAUCCACCUGCUUGGUCCUUUGGCGGAAAUCGUUUGCAAAUCAAGGCAGAGAUCCAGGUCAUGCACGAUGUCAUUGGCCUCCUGCAAAGCACCAGCAACCCCAUCUUCGCAGCUUCGGCCACUAGAAAAGACUCUCGACAAAAGCAUGAUCUCCUGGAGGCUCUGCUCAUCAAUGAGAUCACCCGGCUCAACGUAUGGCUUGCACCGCUUGCCCAACAAGGACACCAUAUCGGUCCUCACAUUGGCCACCAUCAUAGUCAAUCCGAUGUCCAAAUAAGCGGAUAUGCUCGUGCAGCGUGGGCGGAGAAUCCAUCCCUGGCCAUCCAGCUCGUCACGCGGUUCGCGGAUGAAAAUCUUCGUCGCAAUGUCCGCUUCCUUCUGACCAACUUUUCGGAACGGGCUUUGGGCGAGGCUAAUGCGCUUGAUCUGCUACUUGGGGAUGCACUACCGUCCGAUGUGUCGUUCCAGCUGAAGUAUCUACUGUACUGGAGCCCAGUCAAUCCCAUGCAGGCAGUGACAUACUUCCUGCCGGCCUUUGGAAGCCAUCCAUUCGUGCUCCAGUAUGCGAUGAGGGCGCUCGAGAGUCACUCGAUUGAUGUGACAUUCUUUUACGUGCCUCAGAUCGUGCAGGCGUUACGCUACGAUACCCUGGGCUACGUUGAGCGGUAUAUCGUCGAGACCGGGAAGUUCUCGCAGCUCUUCGCCCAUCAGAUCAUCUGGAACAUGAAGGCCAAUGCAUACAAGGACGAAGAGUCCCAAGUGCCAGACCCUAUCAAGCCAACGCUAGAUAAGGUGACAGACAGUCUGAUUUCCAGCUUCUCGAGCUCCGACCGAGAUUUCUAUGAGCGGGAGUUCGAAUUCUUCUCUGAGGUGACUGAUAUCUCUGGAAAGCUGAAACCGUACAUCAAGAAGAGUAAACCGGAGAAGAAGGCCAAGAUCGAAGAAGAACUUCGUAAAAUCAAGGUGGAAGUCGGAGUUUACCUUCCCAGCAACCCCGAUGGUGUCGUCGUCGGCAUAGACCGGAAGUCUGGAAAGCCAUUGCAAUCCCAUGCCAAAGCGCCUUACAUGGCGACAUUUAGGAUCCGCAAGAAGAGGGACACGUCUGAGGAAGAGCUGAACAACAUGAUCCAAGCAGUCCCCAAGACCCGGCCGAAUCUUCGCUACGGCCACAGCCGAAACAACACUAGCGACGGCGCUAGCCAAGAAUUGACCGAGUCCAGCCCCGGGACCUACGAGGUUUGGCAGAGCGCGAUCUUCAAGGUCGGCGAUGAUUGUCGUCAAGACGUGCUUGCCCUACAGAUGAUUGCGGCAUUCCGCGGCAUUUUCAAUUCUGUCGGGUUGGACGUGUAUGUGUUUCCGUACCGCGUCACCGCAACAGCCCCCGGCUGCGGGGUCAUUGAUGUCCUGCCCAACUCGAUCAGUCGGGACAUGCUGGGCCGUGAAGCGGUGAACGGACUCCACGACUACUUCAUCACCAAAUACGGCGGCGAGCACUCUGUCCGGUACCAAGAAGCCAGAAGCGAAUUCGUCAAGAGCAUGGCCGCCUACUCGGUGAUCAGUUACCUGCUUCAGUUCAAGGACCGCCACAACGGGAACAUCAUGGUGGACGACAAGGGCCAUAUUCUGCACAUCGACUUUGGAUUCUGUUUCGACAUUGCCCCCGGAGGCGUCAAGUUCGAGCGAGCUCCGUUCAAGCUGACGCCGGAGAUGAUUGCCGUCAUGGGCGGCGACGAUCCCAACACUUCCCAGUCGUAUCGGUGGUUCGAAGAGCUCACCAUCAAGGCUUUCCUGUGCAGUCGCCAGUAUUGCGACAAGUUGAGCCAUAUUGUGGCUUUGAUGCUGGAUAGCGGACUGCCGUGCUUCAAGCCGGAGACGAUGCGCAACUUCAAGAACCGCUUUGUGCUGGACAGGACGGAGCGCGAAGCGGCCGAGUUCAUGCUCGGCUGUAUCAAGAAGAGCGCGGCCAAUGUCACCACCAAGGUCUAUGACGAGUUCCAGCUGUUGACUAACGGUAUUCCUUAUUAG